AUGGAAGAUCAUAUGAAGUUAGAGGUUAUUGGGAGAGAAGUGAUCAAACCUGCUUCCCGGUCAACUCAAAAUCACUGCCUUGAUCUCUCCCUCAUGGACUUCUAUUCUCCAGCAAGUUAUCUUUCAACAAUCUUUUUCUACAAAGACCUUGCAGGAGGGUCUUCGGAGAUGGUCUCCCGAAGACUGAAGAUCUCUCUGUCGAAGACUCUCACCCGUUUCUAUCCUUUGGCCGGACGAAUCGAAGACGUUUCCCUCAACUGCAACGACGAAGGUGCCGUGUUCACUGAAGCAAGAACCGAUCUCCUCCUCUCAGACUUCCUUAAAAACAACCAACUCCUUCUCGAUUCUCUUGGAGAAUUCCUCCCACUAACCGCACCAGAAGAAUCCGCAGGGUCAUGGCCACUACUGAGUGUUAAAGUGAGUUUCUUCGGAUCCGGAUCAGGUGUUGCCGUUACUUUGGCCAUAUCUCACAAAAUCUGUGACGCAUCCUCCAUGCUGACCUUUGCCCAAGACUGGGCGGCCACUACAGCGAAAGGUGGACCGGUGGCCGUGGUGACUGCUCCUCAGUUUGCAGAAACUACCAUAUACCCUUCUCCUCAUAGGAUGCAGCCUCCUCCAAUGGAGGACGCUGCUCCUCUUUUUGAGCCUAGUGUCAAGUGGGUGAUCAAUAGAUUCAUAUUCAAAUCCUCCAAGAUCUCUGACCUCAAACGCAAGGCUGCGAGUGAAAGUGUGCCAGUCCCUACACGUGUGGAAGCCAUCUCAUCACUCAUUUGGAGAUGUGCCAGAAAUGCCGCACGCUCUAACUCGGCCGCUCCAAAGUCAACGCUCAUGUCUCAAGCCAUGGACAUGAGGCUUAGGGUCCCCUCUAAUGUUUUGUCACCCUUCGCUGUCGGGAACCUGCAAUCAUUUUUCUACCUCAAGAAAAGCGCAGAGAGCGAGAUGGAGACUGGCGCAAUCGUUACCGAGUUAAGAAAGGCCAAGGACGGGCUCAACGAAAUCAUCAAAGAGAGUCUCGAGACUAGCACACUUGCUAUCAAUUUGUUGAGUGUGCUAGGAAAUUUAACUGCUGAGUUAAAUUCAGGCGUAGACUUUUACGCAAUGACUAGCUGGUGCAAAAAGCCUUUCUACGAGGUUGACUUUGGAUGGGGUACUCCGGUAUGGAUUGGAAACUCUUCACUUAGCAUCCCAGGCAAUGUAGCGUGUGGGAUUUUAAUGGAUUCUAAAGAUGGUGAAGAUGUAGAAGCUUGGGUAGUCUUACCAAAACAAGACAUGGCCGUGUUCAUCCGUGACCAAGACUUGCUUACUUAUGGUGUCCUAAAUCCUCCAGUUUUGAUCUAAACUACAUAUUCGUUUGGUCAUCCAAGAUUGGGCUAUAUAUGUUUUGUUCUAGUUAUUGUUUGGCUUUCGCAUUUCCCUGUGAUUUUGAAUAAAGAGAACAAUUAUCUCAGUUUUCUAUGUUUUUAUGAUCGUGACCUUGUUUGUACUCUAUAUGGUUUUAACGUCUGUUUGUUUUUUUUUCUUGUUUU
Eruca vesicaria subsp. sativa (arugula) is the source of this 1526-nucleotide messenger RNA. NCBI's taxonomy places the organism in Eukaryota, Viridiplantae, Streptophyta, Magnoliopsida, Brassicales, Brassicaceae. The record is from the annotation of a GenBank genome assembly.